GCGAGAGACUGCCGGGCGCAUGCGGCGGCGCCGGCUCACUGGCUGCCCGCGGCCCCGCGCGUCCCUCGCCCAGCGCCCCCGCCGACGGCAGGCCUGCGAGCCGGCCUCAGGUCAAAAAGUAAAAUGAAGUACAUUCUAGUCACUGGUGGUGUUAUAUCAGGAAUUGGAAAAGGAAUCAUCGCCAGCAGCAUAGGCACCAUACUGAAGUCAUGUGGUUUACAUGUAACUUCAAUUAAAAUUGACCCAUACAUUAACAUUGAUGCGGGAACAUUCUCUCCUUAUGAACAUGGUGAGGUUUUUGUGCUGGAUGACGGUGGGGAAGUAGACCUCGACCUGGGGAACUAUGAGCGCUUCCUUGACAUCCGCCUCACCAAGGACAAUAAUCUGACGACUGGAAAGAUCUACCAGUACGUCAUUAACAAGGAACGCAAAGGAGAUUACUUGGGGAAAACCGUCCAAGUUGUCCCUCACAUCACAGAUGCAAUCCAGGAGUGGGUCAUGAGACAGGCAUUAAUACCUGUGGAUGAAGAUGGCCUGGAGCCUCAAGUGUGCGUUAUUGAGCUCGGUGGAACAGUGGGAGAUAUAGAAAGCAUGCCCUUUAUUGAGGCCUUCCGUCAGUUCCAGUUCAAGGUCAAAAGAGAGAACUUUUGUAAUAUUCACGUCAGUCUGGUUCCUCAGCCAAGUUCAACAGGAGAGCAGAAGACUAAACCCACCCAGAAUAGUGUGCGGGAACUCAGAGGGCUCGGGCUUUCUCCAGAUCUGGUUGUGUGCAGGUGCUCAAACCCUCUUGACACGUCAGUGAAAGAGAAAAUAUCGAUGUUUUGCCACGUUGAACCUGAACAGGUGAUCUGUGUCCACGAUGUCUCAUCUAUCUACCGAGUUCCCUUGUUAUUGGAGGAGCAGGGGGUCGUAGACUAUUUUCUCCGGAGACUUGACCUUCCAAUCGAGAGGCAGCCACGGAAAAUGCUGAUGAAGUGGAAAGAGAUGGCAGACAGAUACGAUCGCUUGCUGGAGACCUGCUCUAUUGCCCUUGUGGGAAAAUACACCAAGUUCUCGGACUCCUAUGCCUCUGUCAUUAAAGCUCUGGAGCAUUCUGCACUGGCCAUCAACCACAAGUUAGAAAUCAAGUACAUAGAUUCUACGGACCUGGAGCCGAGCACGUUGCAGGAGGAGCCCGUGCGCUACCACGAAGCGUGGCAGAAACUGUGUAGUGCUCAUGGAGUGCUGGUUCCAGGGGGAUUUGGUGUUCGGGGGACGGAAGGAAAAAUCCAAGCAAUCGCCUGGGCUCGGAAACAGAAGAAGCCUUUUCUGGGUGUAUGUUUAGGAAUGCAGUUGGCGGUGGUUGAAUUUUCAAGAAAUGUGCUGGGAUGGCAAGAUGCCAAUUCUACGGAGUUUGACCCUAAGACCAAUCAUCCUGUGGUCAUAGACAUGCCGGAGCACAAUCCCGGGCAGAUGGGCGGAACCAUGCGGCUGGGCAAGAGGAGAACCCUGUUCCAGACCAAGAACUCGGUCAUGAGGAAGCUCUACGGAGACCCGGACUACCUGGAAGAGCGGCACCGCCACAGGUUUGAGGUGAAUCCAGUCUUGAAGAAGUGUUUGGAAGAGCAGGGCCUGAAGUUCGUUGGCCAGGAUGUUGGGGGAGAGAGGAUGGAGAUCGUGGAGCUGGAGGAUCAUCCCUUUUUCGUUGGGGUUCAGUACCACCCGGAGUUUCUGUCCAGGCCCAUCAAGCCUUCGCCUCCGUACUUUGGGCUCCUGCUGGCCUCCGUGGGGAGGCUCCCGCAUUACCUCCAGAAGGGCUGCAGGCUCUCGCCCAGGGACACCUAUAGCGACAGGAGUGGCAGCAGCUCCCCGGACUCUGAAAUCACUGAGUUGAAGUUCCCGUCCAUAAAUCAUGACUGAUGGUCACGGGCGAUCUUCGGGAGAGCCUUCGGACUCUGAGAGUUUACAGCUUUGAUUUUACACUCAGCUUUUGACACUUCCUUUAAAUUAUGUUUUUAUUAAGAUUAUUUUAUUAUGGGGCAAAGGUAUUUGGAAGACUUUGUGACUCAUGUGGCCCAUCCUGUGUGUCGGCCCCUGACAGCGUGCGCCCGGCAUCCACACCCCACGUGGGCCCCGCCGCACUCGGCCGAGGAGGAGGAAGAGGAGGAGGAGGAGGGCGGCCCCUGGGCGGGAGUGGAGGAUGCCCCUGCUGGGGGAGCGCCCGUCGGUCACCUUGUUUCUCCAACUACCUCCCGUCGUCGUGGAUUCACGUGGGUAGCCGUGGUUUCCCUGGAAGGCCGAGGCCGAGGCCAUAGGAGGCGCCGCGCAGACCCAGUGCCCGGAGGGACAGCUCAGGACGCUCUGUGCUGGUAGCCGGAGGGCAGCGCCGCCCCCGGGAGCAGUGAGAGGACGGGGCCUCGGUGCCCACGGUGGCCGGCGGGGACGGUUCGUUCGGUGUCUGCAGCGUGGUUUCUGAAUCCCCGUCCUCUGGCCACGCCUCUCCUCCUGGGGCUGGGCCGUACUCCUUGCAUCAAGGGGUUGCUUAAAAAAAAGAACAAAGCAUCUUUGGGGGAAACUGCCUCUAGAAGCCUCUCCUGUACCGACAGCUUUGCCUGAGGGGAGCUCUUGCUUCCAGAACGGUGUUACUGCAGCUGAAACGCAAUCCGAAAGCUAUUUUCUUAUCGUGGUGCAUCAACAGGCACCGCGGUGCCCGCUACCCCUAGCCAGACUCCGUGUAUUCUCUAACUUAAGAAAUAAAUGACACAGAACGGGA
Messenger RNA from Canis lupus familiaris (dog), 2752 nucleotides. It is a transcript of the gene CTPS1, whose product is annotated as CTP synthase 1. Gene Ontology annotation, molecular function: CTP synthase activity; identical protein binding. The record is from RefSeq and is a predicted model, not a curated record. The transcript has 19 exons. Gene Ontology annotation, biological process: pyrimidine nucleobase biosynthetic process; CTP biosynthetic process. The coding region runs from base 124 to 1899 and encodes 591 amino acids. Gene Ontology annotation, cellular component: cytoplasm; cytoophidium. Lineage: Eukaryota; Metazoa; Chordata; Mammalia; Carnivora; Canidae.